UGCUGCUGUGAGUGAGUGAGGGAGUGAGUGAGGGAGUGAGUGGGGGUGGAGGAGCUGCUGCAGGGUCUCUCUCUCUCUCUCUCUGCGCUGCUCAUGGCCGCUACAGCACACACCGCUCAGGGAGCUCACUGAGACUGAGACACACACACACACACACACUGACUGAGACUCUGAGCCUGGUGUGUGAGUGUGUGAGUCUGAGACUGUGUGUGAGACUCUGAGCCUGGUGUGAGAGAGUGUGUGAGUCUGGGACUGUGUGUGAGACUGUGUGUGAGCCUCGGCUGUGCAGCUCGGCUGGGGAUUUUGUGUCGGAGCGGAAGCUGGUGCGGCGGAAGAUGGCCGGGAUCCGGUGGAAGUUGAGUCGGCUGCUCCCCUCGCUGCUCUCCUCCUCUUUCUUCGCCUUCCUGCUGCUCUCUCCGUCCUGCGCGCUCCUCCACUCGGACCGGGUGCGCGCGAGCUCCGUGUCCGGGUUCGGUGUGGAGCUCGGGGGAGUCGGUGUUCCGGUCCGGACCCGCAGGACGGGCUCGAGCCCCGGCGGACUGAGCCAUCACAUGAAGCUGUCCGGGGUGAAUGUCUGUGGAGGGCAGUGCUGUAUCGGAUGGAGCCGAGCGCCUGGAUCUCAGCGCUGCACAAAACCCAACUGUCUUCCAAAAUGCCAGAAUGGAGGCAUGUGCCUCAGGCCGCAGAUGUGUGUGUGUAAACCUGGAUCAAAAGGGAAAUUAUGUGAGCAAACCACUCUGCCCACUUCCUCUCAUCCGACUGGUCCAGUGAAUGGACACACAAACGGACACAGUAAUGGACACACCCUCGUGCCGCAGCGUCCGAUUCCUCAGCAGGUUUUCCCACAAGGCCCUGCUUCAUAUCCUCGACCCAAGAUGAACAUGGCUCACAUGACCCUGAGCAUGAAGGUGGCGCCCAACAGUCAACAGCCAAUCCCCUUUCAGCAACAUGUACAGCAUCCUGUUUCAAUAAAUAUACAGCAGGGAAAAAGCCAGAAGUUUGUGAUCAAGCCGAAGUUUUAUCCCUCACAUAACACACGCACGCAGCUGCACAGACCAGGAUACACACCUGAGCGCAGCAUCCCUCUGAGCGUCGGACACCACUCACUACACGUGGCCAACCACACGGGUCGGAUCAAACUCGUCUUCACUCCAACCAUCUGCAAGCUGACGUGUAGCGGCAGUCGCUGCCACAACACCUGCGAGAAAGGAAACACGACCACCAUCAUCAGCGAGAACGGGCGCACCACUGACACGCUCACCGCCCCUAACUUCAGAGUCGUGGUGUGUCAUCUGCCCUGUAUGAAUGGAGGGAAGUGUAGCGUGAGAGAUAAAUGCCAGUGUCCACCGAACUUCACCGGAAAGUUCUGCCAGAUGCAGACAAAGAAUGGGCCGAGCACCAACAUCCAAACCACACACACACUCCCACUGAGCUAUGGCCACGGCCAGGGUGUGGUGAAUAUUCAUGUUAAUCAUCCGCCUGAAGCAUCAGUUCAGAUUCAUCAGGUGUCUCAGGUGGACAGCAGCAGCACUGUACAGAAAUUCCAGCAGCACAGCACGUAUUCCAACCAGCAGAGCUUCCUGCAUUACCAACCCGUCACGUCUAAGAACCAACUCGGACGCUGCUUCCAGGAAACCAGUGGCACACAGUGUGGGAAAGCCCUCCCGGGCCUCUCUAAGCAGGAGGACUGCUGUGGGACGAUCGGCACUUCCUGGGGAUUUCACAAAUGCCAAAAGUGUCCAAGGAAACAGUCGAUUCCUCUGCUUGAGUGUCCUCAUGGGUACAAGAGGUUUAACAGCACUCGCUGCAUUGAUAUAAAUGAGUGUCAGUUACAGGGUGUAUGUCCAAAUGGGAACUGCAUCAACACACCCGGGAGCUACAGGUGUUUAUGUAAAUCUGGAUUCAUCCCUGACGCCACACUCACCAGCUGCUACCCCGAAUCCCCGCCCCCUGUGCGUGAGGAGGAGAGGGGGGCGUGUUUCCGUGUGUUCAGUGGCGGGCGUCAGUGUUUACACCCCGUCUCUACUGAGCUGAGCAAACAGCUGUGCUGCUGCAGCGUGGGGAAGGCGUGGGGGGGCCAGUGUGAGCGCUGUCCACUGCCUGGAACAGCUGCGUUUAAGGAGAUUUGUCCCGGCGGUUUGGGUUAUCACGUGACCAAUCCAUACGUGUAUAAACCCAAACCUCCUCCUCCUCCUGUAAACCCGGAGGUGUUCGAACGGGGCGAUGGACACCGUCCUGUGAUCACGCACCCGAAACCGACCAUCGCCAUCUCCCCGCUGCCCGUCCCCACCGUCCAGCAGCCCAUCGAGGCUUUCAGCUUCACGGAGAGACACCUACCUGUCCCAGUGGUGGUGGAGAAAACCUCACCCGCUGCUCCAGUCGUCAUUUUACCAUCCAGUGCUAGUCAGGACAUUUACCCAACUCAGUUUGCAGAAGUGGACGAGUGUGCGGUUAGUCCUCGUAUCUGUGGUCAGGGGCUGUGCUACGAUACGGCCGAGAGCUACACCUGCAUCUGUAACGACGGCUACAAGCUGAACGACGAGGCGACCACCUGCGUAGAUGUUGAUGAGUGUGUGGACGAUCCUCACCUGUGUGUUCAUGGCCGCUGUGAGAACACACCUGGCUAUUUCACCUGUGUGUGUCAGCUGGGCUUUAAUCUGGAUGAGGAGGGAACCAGCUGCAUCGAUAUAAAUGAGUGUGAAGCUCCGUAUGUGUGUCCUGAGAACAGUGUGUGUGUGAACACAGCUGGUUCGUACACGUGUCGUCAAUGCAGCAGAGGAUACACUCUGGGUCAGAGUGGACAGUGUGAAGAUGUAGAUGAAUGUCAGAAUGGGAGUGUGUGUCCGACGGGUGUGUGUUAUAACACACUCGGCUCGUACAUGUGCAGCCCGUGUCCUGAAGGCUUCCAGGGCAAAGACGGCAAGUGUGUGGAUAUUGAUGAGUGUGUGGAUGGAUCCGUGUGUGCUCACGGUCAGUGCUCCAAUCAUGAAGGUUUCUUCAUCUGUACGUGUGACGACGGCUUCAUUCCCACUCCAGACCGCAAAGCCUGCACAGACAUUGAUGAGUGCCAGGAUGAGAAUGUGUGUAUGAGGGGUCACUGUGAGAACACGGAGGGAGCGUUCGUCUGUCACUGUGAGAGUGGAUUUACAGUCUCCGAGUCAGGAGAGCAGUGUGAUGAUGUGGAUGAGUGUCGGGAGCUGUCAGGGCUGUGUGAUGGUGUUGGUCAGUGUGUGAAUAACAUCGGAUCAUACCACUGUAACUGUCCCCUGGGGUACCGGCAGGUCAACGGAACUCGCUGUCAAGAUGUAGAUGAGUGUGUAGAGGAGACUGUGAGGCCGCACAGUGUGGAGUGUGUGAACACAGAGGGCUCAUUUUACUUCAUCUGUGAGCAUGGAUACACCUGGACACAUGAUCCACCCGCAUGUGAGGAUGUGGAUGAGUGUGCUCUGAACAGGAGUGUGUGUCAGCACGGUGUGUGUCAGAACACUGUGGGGUCGUUUUUCUGUCAGUGUGAUCCGGGAUAUGAGGACAAACACGACGGCAAGGGCUGUGAGGAUAUGAACGAGUGUGAGCUCCUGAGUGAUGUGUGUGGUGAGGCGGUGUGUGAGAACGUACCAGGUUCUUUCGAGUGUGUGUGUCCUGAAGAGGGCUUCGAGUUCAACCAGAUGACGGCAAAGUGUUUACCUGCACCGCAAGCCUCGUCCACAGGGAGGAAGGUGUGUUACUACAAUCUGAGCGAUGAAAACCUGUGUGAUAACGUUCUGGCGAGUGGCGUGACGAUCGAGGAGUGCUGCUGUACGCUCGGAGCAGGAUGGGGCGACAACUGCGAGGUUCACCCCUGUCCUGUCCAAGGCUCAGAUCAGUUCACUCAGAUGUGUCCCGCUGGACGAGGCAGGAUUCCAACUGGAGAUGACACCUCACCUGUUACUUACAAAGAUGCUGAUGAAUGCGAUAUCUUUAAGGAUGAGAUCUGUAAGGACGGAUUCUGUCAGGACACACCGGGAGAAUUCGAGUGUUACUGUAAAGCCGGACUCUACUACGACGAGACGAAGCUGCAGUGUGUAGACACAGACGAGUGUCUAGACGAGCUGAACUGUGUGGGUGGUCAGUGUUUAAAUAGUCACGGAUCGUAUCAGUGUUUCUGUACGCCCCCCACGGUGCUCGAUGCAACAAACAAGCGCUGUGUUUUCCCCGAAGCAGCAGAGCCCAGUGAGCAGCAGGGUGUGCAUCAGGAGGUCUGUUGGCAGACUGUUUCCCCCACAAUGACCUGCACCAACGUUCUGAGUAACCGAGUGACCACAUACACCGAGUGCUGCUGUCUGUACGGAGAGGCCUGGGGCAUGCAGUGUGCACUGUGUCCUCCGAAACACUCUGAGGAUUACGCCAUCAUGUGUAAUAUCCGAGGUUCUGGGUCGGUCAGACGGCCUUACGGUCAGGACGCGCUGGUGGCCGGACCUGUUCACGAGUACGAGGUGGGCCCGGAGUACGGCCCACGCACUUUGAACUCGAACCCGACCUUCUACGAGGACUACGACGACUCUAACAUGGGGAGAUACGAGGCGUUUGAAGGACUGCGUGCGGAGGAGUGCGGAGUGUUAAACGGCUGUGAGAACGGAAGGUGUGUGAGGGUGCAGAAGGGAUACACAUGCGACUGUUUUGAUGGAUACACACUCGACAUGUCCCGCAUGGCCUGCAUCGAUGUAAACGAGUGCACGGAGCUCAACAAGCGCAUGUCUCUGUGCAGAAACGGGAAAUGCAUCAACACACAGGGUUCGUAUAAAUGCCAGUGUUUGCCUGGAUACACACCAUCAGAGAGACCCAACUACUGCGUUCCCAUCAUGCCAAGCGCUAGCACCAGCACCGAGUGACCACCAGGGGACGCCACCAUCUCACACACACACACACACGCUCUUAUUUAAUCAAAGCCCAUAUAUUCUGCACUGUAUUAUAACACACACACACGAAAAAAUGAACAAAAUCCUACUUGAGAUGAAGAUAGAAGUUUAACACGUUUCUAAUCUUAUUGAGAGAAAACAGAACUGUAUAAAAUUGUGUUUAUUGUCUUUAUGUUCAUUUUUUCUGAUUUUUAAAUUAGAAGGAAUUUUUAGUGUUUUUUUAAAGAGACAAACCCUACGAAGUGAGCACUGGGGGAUAAAACCGUGUUCUUCACCCAGCGUGACACUGAUCUUUAUUUUAUUAUAAUUAUAUUCCGCCGUGUGUGUUCCUCUCUCGUCCCUCCUUCCCUCUCUUCACCCACAAUCCUUUGCUUUUCUCCUCGCGUCUUGGGUUCAUCUCAAAUUCACAAAGUUCUGAUGUUAAAUUUAUAUCCUAUAAAGCACCGUUUCUGACGCUGUCUCCGUAUCACAUCGGUUCCGUGUGGGAACGUUUUCACUUCUGUCUCAUCUCCUGAGUGGAUUUAUACGAUUCGUCCAAAAUUUGUCCAAAUUUUUUACUUUUGUUUAUUUUUAUGUUUCUGGAGUUUUUUCUGCCCCAAAUAAAUCUCCUGACUUUCCCUGAACCACAA
This is a messenger RNA of Neoarius graeffei (lesser salmon catfish), 5524 nucleotides long. It is a transcript of the gene ltbp1, whose product is annotated as latent transforming growth factor beta binding protein 1. The record is from RefSeq and is a predicted model, not a curated record. The transcript has 32 exons. Gene Ontology annotation, molecular function: calcium ion binding. The coding region runs from base 336 to 4868 and encodes 1510 amino acids. NCBI's taxonomy places the organism in Eukaryota, Metazoa, Chordata, Actinopteri, Siluriformes, Ariidae.